AUGAAACAGGCCCUUAGAAGAGUAACAUCACCCUCGACGCUUACUAGCGAGUGGUCGAGUAGGCUAGAGAUAUCCUUCUAUUUACCUCAGAAAACUCUCAACUAUAUGAUAACGAUUUAUCGAGGACCCAUAGAUUAUGUUUUCUUAGACAUAUCGUAUUUCAACAAUCUCGACUUAUAUGAACAUCUGAAGAACAAAAACUUGGGUGCUACAUUUACUGAAAUAUCUAAGCAUGCAAAAGGUUCUCAAGAGCAGACCUUCUUUGACCACUCAAGAAACCAGGGAGCUAAUAAUCCAGAAUGUGAGGUAGCUCUGAUCAUGUACAAUGCCUCCUCUUAUCCAGGGUUCGACGUCCAAUGUAUCCAUUGGACAAGAGAGGUGAAUCAAGUUUUAGCUAUCUUAUCAUCCUUAGUCUUCAAUGGCAAUAAUGAAAAGCAAUACACCAUGGUGCAAGGUCUUGCAGAGGCUCUAGCGAUGUUUCCAAGGCCAUCUAAUAUCAUGACAACUGAAGAAUACUAUAAUGGGACAAGACACUGUAUUCUUGUAGCAGCUAGAGAACCCACUCCUAGGAGAAUGCCUGUCUCUGUGCCUGAGUUCCAAGGAAGAACAAUUGGGGCACGAGUUGUUACUUUAAAUGCUGAUUUUUUUGAGGUGGCAGAAAUGUUUGGACCACUAGCAACUUCCCUUUCAAUAAUAUCCCCAGUGCAGCAUCCAAUCUUUGAAGUGAUAUACAAUAUGGGGGAUAAUGGUUCUCCACUGGAAACCACUCCCAUCCCUAAUAUUAGAAUUGGUCAGUUUCAUGUUUUAUUGGCAAGGAAUUUUACUGAGGCACAUGUUGCCCUUCGUGGGAAAGGAAUAAUGGAUCCACCCACGGUUGAUAUCAGAGAUUUUGCCAACGACAAUCAAGGUUCUCUUCCUCUCUCUCUAUCUGAGACUGUAAACCCACUGUCCCUAGUUGUCCCAAAUGUCUCAACCAGUGCAGUUGGCAUGUCAACUCCACCAGUGUUUUUUUCCAAUGCACCAACUUCCACAGCUAGAGAAGGGUCUUCAAAAGGAUUAGUUCAAGAAGAAAGAGGGAAGGGUGUGCUUGCAGGAAGCUCACAAACCUGUUCAAUGACCACAACAUUUGGAGUAGGUAUGGCUGAUCCAAGGGUUUCUCCACCAGCUGACUAUGCCAUAUUCCUUCAUUCAGGUGGAAACUCAUUCAAUGCUCAACCCUACUUUUCACCACCAAUGCUUCCUUCUGUCACUACUAGUCGUAGUAGCAGCAGCAGCAUUAGACGCCUACGUCUUCCAUACCAUGCGGCAGGGAUAGAUUACUAUGGUAGACCUAUGCUUCAACCAACUGUUGUUCCUCCUGCACCCACAAUACCUCAAUUCAAUCCCACUGAUUUUUGGCCUCUGCAACCAUCUGCUACAAAUUCUCAAGACCUCGUGCUAGCAUGGGAGGGAACUUUGAUUGGAAAAACGCAUAGGCAGCGCAAAAACAUUCAGAGAGGAACGCUGAACGUUUCUCCUUUUUCUGCCAUUAAACAGGCUCACAGAAGAGUAACAUCACCCCCAACGCUUGUUAACGAGUGGUCGAGUAGGCUAGAGAUAGAUUUCUAUCUGCCACAGAAAGCUCUGAACUAUACAAUAACGAUUUCUCGUGGACCCGUGGAUUAUGUUUUCUUCCACAUGUUGCAUUUCAACAAUCUGGACUUGGUACUACAUUUAUUCAAAUGGGUUAAGUAUGCAAAUGCCUCCGAAUCCGAAGAGAAGAUAAAACUGCAAUUUAAAGGAGCUGGACUGGAAUUCAAAAUAGCAUUAAAAGGAGAGAUAAAGCUUUUACUAGUAGCAUAG
This is a messenger RNA of Sphenostylis stenocarpa, 1842 nucleotides long. Lineage: Eukaryota; Viridiplantae; Streptophyta; Magnoliopsida; Fabales; Fabaceae. The record is from the annotation of a GenBank genome assembly.